AUGAAGAGGACCCAUCAAUUCCUCUUAUUUUACGUUGUGGUGAUCUCUAGUUCUAUGUUUGUUACACAUUCCUUGAACUCCUGCACUACCACUUUCCCUUGUCUUCCUCACCAAACCUCUGUUUUACUCCAACUAAAGCAAGAGUUCGCUCUAAAGAAGCCUGAAAUUGAUUCAUAUCUUGGGUGGCAUAGUAGUUAUCCGAAGAUGAGAUAUUGGAAGGCCGGUAGCGAUUGCUGUUUGUGGGACGGAGUCACUUGUGAUAUGGCAACAGGUCAUGUAGUGAGCCUAGACCUCAGCGGCAGCUGGCUUAAUGGGCCUUUGCGUUCUAACAGCAGCCUUUUCAGGUUGCUUCAUCUCCUUAAGCUCAAUCUUGCAUUCAAUAACUUCACCUCAAGCCCCAUCCCAUCCGAGCUGGGCCAGCUUUCCAGGUUAACCCAUCUCAAUCUGUCUUCCUCUGAAUUUUCUGGGCAUAUUCCAUCUGAAAUCUCAAAGCUGACAAAUAUUAUGUCAUUUGAUCUUUCUGAUUGUUAUGGUUUGUACGUAAGAGAAGCGGGGCUCGAAAGGCUUAUCCAGAAUAUGACCAAUUUAAGACUCCUUAACCUGGACGGAGUGGAUCUUUCUUCUUCAUCGGUGCCUCAAUCCAUGGCAAACCUCUCUUUCUUGACACAUCUCUCUCUUUGGAAUUGCUAUUUGCAGGGGGAAUUUCCACAGAAUAUCUUCCAGUUGCCUAACAUACAAUCCAUUGAUCUGUCACAAAAUAUGGGUCUUACAGGUUCUCUUCCGGAGUUCAAUUGUAGCAGUAAUGUAAAGUCGUUGGUUAUUUUCACAACCAGUUUCUUGGGGAAAUUGCCCGAUUCAGUUGGGAACCUCAAGUCCUUGAAUGUUUUGAAUCUUGGAUCCUUUUCAGGGACAGUUCCUUCGUCCCUUUGGAACCUUUCUGAACUCGUAGAGCUCGAUCUUUCAGUGAAUUAUUUCAAAGGUCGGUUGCCAUCUACUCUAGGGAACCUUCCAAACCUCACCUCACUUGAUCUCUCUGAUAAUGAAUUUGGUGGUGAAUUACCAUCUUCCAUUAAAAACCUCCCACAAUUGAAAUCUUUAACUCUUAGAAGGAAUAAUUUCAGUGGUCAAAUUUCAACUUCAUUUAGAAAUCUGACCCAGCUAACCUAUUUUGAUCUUUCAUAUAACUUUUUCCAUGGGAACUUCCCAAAUCCAGUGGCAUUCCCAUAUCUUAUUGAAGAGAUUUAUCUUGGACACAAUAAGUUGACUUCAAUCCCAUCAUGCAAUCUUAACUUGCCCUUCCUGUAUUUACUUGAUCUGUCAAACAAUUUAUUAACCGGAGUCAUUCCUUCGUUUUCAUUUGUAAUGUUUUCUUCGGGAAUUCUAAAUCUGGAUGACAAUCAGAUCACGGACUUGGGCAUCUCUAAUUCAUCCAAAUUAGGCACUCUAUCUCUGUCCAACAAUUUAUUUACUGGAGUCAUUCCUUCUUCUUUAUUUACAAUUUCUUCCUUGGUAUCCCUAAAUCUGGAUGACAAUCACAUCAUAGACUUGGACAUCUCUAAUUCAUCCAAAUUAAAGUCUCUGGUUCUGUCCAACAAUUUAUUUACUGGAGUCAUUCCUCCUUCUUUAUUUGCAAUUCCUUCUUUGGUAUUCCUAAAUCUGGAUGACAAUCAGUUCACAGACUUGGACAUCUAUAAUUCAUCCCGGUUGACAAUUCUGUCUUUAAGCAGAAACAGAUUAAGUAGACUUAUUCCAAGAUCCAUAUCCAAAUUGAAAAAGCUGGGAGAACUUCGACUUGAUUCAAAUAAUUUAAGUGGCAAAGUUGAUUUUGGCAUUUUCUCUGAGCUGACUGGCUUGAAGUCUCUUGAUCUUUCAUAUAACAGCCGCCUAUCCAUAGCAAAUACAAGUAUGGAUUCCACUCUUCCCCAUUUUGAAGAUUUACAUUUAUCCUCGUGCAACAUAAGUGAAUUUCCAAUUUUUUUGAAAACACAGGAUGAAUUAAAGUACUUAGAACUUUCCAACAAUAGGAUAGAGGGUCUUAUACCUAAAUGGUUCUUGACAGUAGGCAUAGAGACCUUGGAAAGUCUUGAUCUUUCUUACAACUUCAUUUGUGGCUGGGAAGAAAUCCAAUCACUAAUUCUUCCAUGGAAGGCAUUAAAGUCUCUUGAUCUGAGUUCCAAUUUUUUGCAAGGACCACUUGUUGUUCCCCCAAUGUCCACCGAGUACUUCUCAAUCUCAAAUAAUAGCUUGACUGGAAGAAUUGAUCCAUUGUUCUGUAAAUUAAGGAAGCUGGUGUCACUUAAUGCAUCAAAUAAUCAUCUUAAUGGCACCAUUCCUCUAUGUUUCAACAAUAUCAGCAAUUGGGAAGAAGCCCCAUCACUGGAGAAUCUUGAUCUACAUUCCAACAUGUUGCAAGGACUACUUGUUGUUCCACCAAUGUCCAUAACAUUCAUUUUCAUCUCAAAUAACAGCUUCGUUGGAGGAAUUGAUCCAAUGUUCUGA
Molecule: messenger RNA, 2499 nt
Organism: Ziziphus jujuba (common jujube)
Lineage: Eukaryota; Viridiplantae; Streptophyta; Magnoliopsida; Rosales; Rhamnaceae
Product: receptor-like protein 6
Exons: 2
Coding region: 1-2499 (832 amino acids)
Molecular function (GO): protein binding
Source: RefSeq, a predicted model, not a curated record